This is a messenger RNA of Caenorhabditis angaria, 4665 nucleotides long. Lineage: Eukaryota; Metazoa; Nematoda; Chromadorea; Rhabditida; Rhabditidae. The record is from the annotation of a GenBank genome assembly.
AUGGAUCGCAGAUCAUCAUUACGGCCUAGAAAAUCAGAAAUCUCUCAAAUUGUAUCAGCAACACCACAAAAAUCGCCUGGAAGACAGCCAAAAGGCCGAAGAGCACCGGCCUCUUCAAAGCAAUCGAUUGUUUUCAAAAAUGAAGCAUCCGAAUCAUCGUCAUCUGAAGAUGAUUCUUCCGAUUCCGAUUCCGAAAAUCAAUACAAGAAUCCGGUGGAUCCAAGUCUAGAAGAGGAAGAUCUGGAAAUUUCGGAUAUUUUUUUGGAGAAUUCUAGCGAUAAAGAGAAUAGUCCAGGAAGGCGUAGAUCUCAAAAAAUCAAUAAAAAUCUGGCGAAUUUAAGCCUGAAAGCUUCGGAACCUCAAACACCAUCAAGAAAUACAAGAAGUUCAAUGAAAGGACGUGAUUUCUACAGUUUAAGCGAUCAAGAAACGGAUUCUGAAGAAAUGGAGAUGGAUAUUGAGAUCAAAAGGGUUCAGUGAGUGCAUUUUUGACUGAAAAUCGGCUGAAAAUCCACGAUUUUCAGCCAAAAUAGUGCGUUUUCAGUCAAAAAUCGAUAAUUUUCUACAGAACUCGAUCUGCUCGCCGUGCUCUUGCACCAAUCACACCCAAAAAAGCCACCACCAAAAAAGGAGUUACGCCAACUCGCCUGGCAGUUUCCAAAACUCCAGGAGGCACCAGGAGCUACAAUUUUGCGACGAGGGUGAGUUGUGAGCUGGAAAUGGUGGCGAAGACGCGAAAAAUCUAGGACACGUGGGAAAAAACGUGGAUUUUUCAAAGCCUAGGCUUAUCUAGACUCAAAAAACGUGGAUUUUUUGAGCCUAGGCUUGUUUAGGCUCGAAAAACGUGGAAUUUUUGAGCCUAGGCUUAUCUAGUCUCAAAAAACAUAGAUUUUUCAAAGCCUAGGCUUAUCUAGACUCAAAAAACGUGGAUUUUUUGAGCCUAGGCUUGUUUAGGCUCGAAAAACGUGGAAUUUUUUGAGCCUAGGCUUAUCUAGUCUCAAAAAACAUAGAUUUUUCAAAGCCUAGGCUUAUCUAGACUCAAAAAACGUGGAUUUUUUGAGCCUAGGCUUGUUUAGGCUCGAAAAACGUGGAUUUUUUGAGCCUAGGCUUAUCUAGACUCAAAAAAACGUGGAUUUUUUGAGCCUAGGCUUAUCUAGACUCAAAAAAACGUGGAUUUUUUGAGCCUAGGGCUUAUCUAGACUCAAAAAACGUGGAAUUUUUGAGCCUAGGCUUAUCUAGUCUCAAAAAACAUAGAUUUUUCAAAGCCUAGGCUUAUCUAGACUCAAAAAACGUGGAUUUUUUGAGCCUAGGCUUGUUUAGGCUCGAAAAACGUGGAUUUUUCUAGUCUAGGCUUAUCUAGACUCAAAAAACGUGGAUUUUUCAAAGCCUAGGCUUAUCUAGACUCAAAAAACGUGGAUUUUUUGAGCCUAGGCUUAUCUAGACUCAAAAAACGUGGAUUUUUUGAGCCUAGGCUUAUCUAGACUCAAAAAACGUGGAUUUUUUGAGCCUAGGCUUAUCUAGACUCAAAAAACGUGGAUUUUUUGAGCCUAGGCUUAUCUAGACUCAAAAAAACGUGGAUUUUUUGAGCCUAGGGCUUAUCUAGACUCAAAAAAUUGUGGAUUUUUCUAGUCUAGGCUUAUCUAGACUCAAAAAACGUGGAUUUUUUGAGCCUAGGCCUAUCUAGACUCAAAAAAACGUGGAUUUUUCAAAGCCUAACCUUAUUUGGGCUCAAAAAACGUGGAAUUUUGAGUCUAGGCUUGUUUGGGCUCUAAAAAUUCCCAAUUUUCAGACUCGAAAACAAGAAACCGACUCAAAUCACCGCUCCCCAAUCGCAAAACUUCGCCUAACUCUUCCCGGUCUCUCAACAAUUGCCCAGAAAAUGAAAAAUCUCGCCGACAAGCUGCAUUUAUCGGAAAUUCCCGAAAAUCUACCGUGCAGAGAGAAAGAGACGCAGGAAUUGCGAAAAUUCAUCGAGCAAGCUGUGCAUCCGAAAAAAGGCGAAAGUGGAGCGAUUUAUAUUUCGGGAGUUCCGGGAACUGGAAAAACUGCCACUGUGAGAGCUGUACGUUGAUUUUUGAUGGGAAAUUUAGAAUUUUUGAUGAAUUUUGAGCUAGAAAUCGCGAAAAUUGAGGUUUUUGAAGGUGUAAACGCGGAGCAUCGUUGUUUUUCCAGGUCAUCGAAUCUAUGAAAUCCUCAAAAUCCUUCGUCUAUGCCGAAGUUAAUGCGAUGAUUUUCCGCAAAAAAGUUUUUGCCGAAAUCUAUAACCGAAUCCAAGAGAACUACACAAUAUCAGCCCAAAAGACACCCAAAAAACAGCAGCUGGCUGAAAAUGCAUCGCUGAAAAUCGCGAGCUCUACGGCUCGCCUCAAAUUGAAUGCGAUGUUCCGGAAGGCGGACAAAAAUCGAUCGCCGAUUGUGAUUUUGGUGGACGAGUUGGACGGGUUGUGCAAUCGCAAACAGGAUGUUUUGUAUGAUAUUUUUGAUUGGACUUCGAUGCCUGAAGCGAGGGUUACGAUUAUUGGUGAGAUUUGGAGCAUUUUGAGCCCAAAAAUCAUGAUUUUUGAUGGUGUAAACGUGGAGUAUCGUUUGAACUACGAUAAUCCGCUUUUACACCUUCAAAAAUCCACAAAAAUCGAUAUUUUUGAUGGUGUAAAGGCGGAGUAUCGUUUGAACUACGAUAAUCCGCUUUUACACCUUCAAAAAAUCCACAAAAAUCGAUAUUUUUAAUGGUGUAAAGGCGGAGUAUCGUUUGAACUACGAUACUCCGCUUUUACACCUUUAAAAUCCUUCAAAAAUCAUGAUUUUCAAUGGUGUUAACGUGAAGCAUCGUUUGAACUACGAUACUUCGCUUUUACACCUUGAAAAGUCAAUAUUUUCAAUGGUGUAAAUGCGGAGUAUCGUAGUUUUUCCUUUAGGCUCUUCAAACGAUGCUCCACAUUUACACCUAUGAAAAAUAUGGCAAAAACCAUUAAGUUUAGUUGAUUUUUAUCGAAUUUGGUCUCAAAAUGAACUAAUUUUCACAAAUUUUUAUGAUAAAAUACUCAAUUUUCAGCCCGAAACUGAUUUUUGGCAUAAAAUCUUGCAAAAUCAUCAAAUUUGGUAUCAAAAUUGAUGAAAUUUUCCCCAUUUUUCACCCAAAAACCCUCCAAAUUCUUUGCAGCCAUCGCCAACACUCUCGACUUCCCCGAACGUAUGUUAUGCCAGCGAAUUUCUUCCCGUCUCGACAAACGUCGCCUGAUUUUCCAACCCUAUGAACACGAACAAAUCGAGCGGAUUAUUGAUGCGAGAUUGGCGAAAAGUGAGGUGAUUGAUCCGAAUGCCGUGAAAUUGGUGGCGAGAAAAGUGAGUUUUAAGGGGAAAAAUCGUGAAAAAUGGACAAUUUUGAGCCAAAAAUCGUGAAUUUUGAAGGGGUAAACGUGGAGUGUCGUUUGAACUACGAUACUCCGCAUUUACAUCACCUUUUGAGCUUUUAUAUGCAUAUUUGGUGUCAAAAAAUCCCAAAUUUUGAAGAGAAAAACUACGACACUCCGCAAUUACACCCCGAUUUUCCAGGUCUCAGCAAUAUCAGGAGAUCUUCGUCAAGCUCUCGAUAUGCUUCGUCGUUCAAUUCGAAUUGCAAUCGAAAUGAAAUCGACGAAAUUAACCAUGGAACACGUGAAUUUGGCACAAAAAGCGGUGGCAGAACCGCUGAAAAUGCGCCUAAUCAAAUCGCUCAAAUUGCACAAAUUGAUGAUUUUUAGAGCUGUUUUGACUAUUGUGAGUGGGAAUUUUUGGGUCUUGAAGGGAAGAUUUGACCUACAGUAAGAAUCUAAUUCAAAUUUCCAAAUUUUCCGCCAAUUUUCAAAAAUUCAAAUUUCAAAAAUUUCCCGCCAUUUUUCAAAAAUUCAAAUUUCAAAAUUUCCCGCCAUUUUUCAAAAAUUCAAAUUUCCAAAUUUCCCGCCAAUUUUCAAAAAUUCAAAUUUCAAAAAUUUCCCGCCAUUUUUCAAAAAUUCAAAUUUUCAAAUUUCCCGCCAAUUUUCAAAAAUUCAAAUUUCCAAAUUUCCCGCCAUUUUUCGAAAAUUCAAAUUUCGAAUUUUCCCGUCAUUUUUCAAAAAUUCAAAUUUCGAAAUUUCCCGCCAUUUUUCAAAAAUUCAAAUUUCGAAAUUUCCCGCCAAUUUUCAAAAAUUCAAAUUUCCAAAUUUCCCGCCAUUUUUCAAAAAAUUCAAAUUUCCAAAUUUCCCGCCAUUUUUCAAAAAUUCAAAUUUUCCAGAUUCAAUCAACCGAAAAAGAGGAGACAAUAUUCAGUGAAGUCUAUAAAAUGUAUUGUGUUUUGUGUCAAACACUUUCUGGAGUUGCGCCAACUUCCGAUUCAUUGGCUUAUGAUUUGGCACUACAAUUAGCGCGAACCAGGUAAAUUUUUGAAUUUUUCGCAUUUUGGCGCGAAAAUUUGAUGAAAAAUGAGCCAAAAAUCGUGAUUUUUGCUCGAAAAUGAGUUAUUUUAGGUCAUUUUCCACCAAAAACCCUCGUUUUCGGCUCAUUUUUUCCCAAAAUUCUUGAAUUUUCAGCCUACUUAUCCUAUCUCCCGGUCAAAAUGGAAUGUUUCGCCGAAAAAUCAAGCUUGGAAUGGCUGUUUAUGAGGCUGAGAAAUGUAUUCAACAAAUUGAGGAGCUUCAAAAAUCACAUUAA